Molecule: messenger RNA, 1230 nt
Organism: Serendipita indica DSM 11827
Lineage: Eukaryota; Fungi; Basidiomycota; Agaricomycetes; Sebacinales; Serendipitaceae
Source: the annotation of a GenBank genome assembly
AUGAACUUGUCGACGCUUGAGGAUGUCGUGACGGCCGCGACGACGGUCAAUGAUCCAGUAGCACUUGCGUCUGCUCUUAAAGCAUUCCUCAAGCGCGACAUUGCCGAGCACUUGUUGGCGUCUUCGCUGCCCAACGAUGUCGAUCCGCUCACCGUACUCAAUCCGACUGCAAACACGCUCGGAUACCUUUACAUUUUGACCGCGCGAUUAGAUCACGCUGGUGCAGGAUUGGCGUUGCUACCUCAGAUUGUCGCAUUUUGCGAGGGCUGCACCCCAGGUCCACUCGCUUUUGUACCAGAACGCGUAAACAUCUUUGCGAGCAAACUUAUCAAGCAGCAGAACAUUGUAGAGGUGCUCCCCGCGCUGGCCACAUUCGUCCAGCGAUACCCGUGGAAUCGCGACAUCUUCACCGCUACUCACACUGUGCUCCUGCAUGCCUGUGUGAUGACUCGCAACUACCAUGUCGCUUUACCUGUUCUUGCCCAUCCCGUGUCCCAGGUCGACAAAGGCAUCUACCCAUUCAAUUACAUCGACAACCUACUGUACCAUUAUUACGCUGGCUUCAUCUUUAUCAGCUUGAGAAGAUGGGCAGAGGCAGAAGAGUAUCUGGAAAUGGUCGUUGCUGCACCUAUCACCACGACACCUUCAGCUAUACAACCGAUGCCACGUUAUGUACCACAGCUCUUUACCAAGAUGAUCCGACAGUCGCCUUAUGGCCAAUUAAUCAAGGCGUAUCCGGCGGGGAAUCUUGUCCAAAUUAUCGAAAAGGAGACCAAAGCAUUCUUGCAAGAUUAUAAUCUUGGCCUUGUCAGGGAGGUUUUGGAGAACGCCCCAAGGUGGAAGUUGAGGACGUUGACAAAGACAUAUUUGACACUAUCCCUUGCCGAAAUCGGAAAAGAGAUUGGUAUGGAGGACGCCUCGGCGCUGCGGAGACUGGUCGAGGAUAUGAUCAAAGUCGGUGAAAUCACUGCAACGUUGGAUAAAGAUACCCUCACGUUUAUCGACGAAAAGCCCAUCUUCAGUCCUGCAGAUGUCGAAAAGGCUCUUGCAGAGGCACAAAUGCAAUGCAAGCGCCUAGCGGCUCUGGAUCAACAAAUUGGACGAAGCAAAGAAUUCCUUCAAAAGGCGCUCAAAGAUCGCGAUACAGGUGGAGGAAUGGCAUGGGCCGGGCACGGGGCGGACGAGUCGGACCUGAUGUGGGCAGAAGAGCUUGGGGGCGACUUUGUGUGA